This is a messenger RNA of Exophiala spinifera, 1515 nucleotides long. RefSeq lists its product as uncharacterized. Gene Ontology annotation, molecular function: acyltransferase activity, transferring groups other than amino-acyl groups. NCBI's taxonomy places the organism in Eukaryota, Fungi, Ascomycota, Eurotiomycetes, Chaetothyriales, Herpotrichiellaceae. Bases 1 to 1515 code for a protein of 504 amino acids. The transcript has a single exon. The record is from RefSeq and is a predicted model, not a curated record. Gene Ontology annotation, cellular component: membrane. Gene Ontology annotation, biological process: polysaccharide biosynthetic process.
AUGUAUCCCACCGCUGACGACGCAGUACUGGAAAAGGGUCGUCUCGAGAGACAGAAGUCAAGGCCCAAGUUGCCGUCCCUGAGAUCAGUCUCGAACACAUUUCGACCGUCCCUGACAUGGAUGGGACGUCAAGCCAGUAACGCCGGCAACGCAAUUGCCCCUGCCGGCAAACUGCACAAGACAGCGUAUCUCGAUGGUCUGCGAGGCUUCGCGGCCUUGAUGGUCUACUGUCUACAUCACCAAGUUUGGGGCCAUGCAGGCAUCGGCGGCGAAUUCAUCCUCGAGAACGUCUACGGCUGGGAAGGACAAUACUACUUCAUAUGUCUGCCUGGAAUUCGACUUUUCUUCUCGGGAGGGCAUUUCGCGGUCGCCAUUUUCUUUGUCAUCUCGGGCUACGUCCUCUCAGCGAAACCGCUCUCUCUCAUUCAGUCCGGCGAUACAGUGAAGCUCGCCCAGAACCUCAGUUCAGCGCUGGCCAGACGAUGGGUCCGUCUUUUCGUGCCCGUCUUCGUGACCUCCUUCAUUUGGAUGACCUCAUGGCACGUCUUGGGCAUCUACUCGAGCGAGCCAAUUGCUCCUAAGCCGGAGAAGAACUGGGCGGACGAGCUCUGGAUGUGGUAUUGUGCCGUCAAGAACUUUAGCUUCUUCUUUCAAGGCGAGCCGUGGCUCGUAUACAACGACCACACCUGGUCUAUUCCAAUGGAGUUCCGAGGCUCGAUCGUUGUCUAUACUUCGCUGCUGGCCUUUGCGCACAGUAGCAGACGUUACCGCCUCUGGUGCGAAGCGGGUCUGGUCCUCUACUUCAUCUAUAUCGUCGACGGGUGGUUUUGCGGCCUGUUCGCCAUGGGAAUGCUGCUCUGCGACCUCGACUUGUUGGCCCAGAAGAACCAGCUACCGAGGUUUUUCUACAAUCUCCAACCAGCGAAGCAGUACAUUUUCUACACGCUCUUCCUUGUGAGUCUGUACCUGGGUGGCGUCCCGUCCAUCACAAAUGACUUGCAACAUCUUCGAGAUUCGCCAGGGUGGUAUUACCUCUCCUUCUUGAAGCCCCAAGCCUUCUGGGAUUUCCGCUGGUUUUACCGUUUUUGGGCGGCGACUUUCCUGGUAGCCUCUCUACCGCACAUUUCCUGGCUAAAGGCCAUCUUCGAGACCCGAAUCUGCCAAUACUUGGGAAAGGUGUCCUUUGGCUUUUACCUUGUCCAUGGCCCUGUGCUGUGGUCUCUGGGAGACAGAGUCUAUGCCAUGACCGGCAGAGUCCGCGAUGCUCAUUCGAUCGUCUGCCCUGAAUGGGUCAACAGAUUCGCUUUCCCCAGCUGGGGCCCCUUUGGUCUUGAGGUGAAUUAUCUCCUCGCGCACCUGAUUCUGUUGCCAGUUACACUCUUCCUCGCGGAGAUGGUCACCAUCUUCAUCGACGAGCCGUGUGUGAAGAUGUUGCAAUGGGCCUACAAGAAAAGCUUAGAAGGCGCCAAAGACGAGGAUUACAAGCCCCCAUUGGGCGUGUGGAACAAGUCUUGA